GUGGCAACUAGUAAAUGAUCUCGUUUUGAGACCAUUUUGAACGCCGAACUGUGCUUGGUGGAGCACAGCAUAAAAACAAGAAGCCUAGUUCGUGAAACACCUACGCCUUCCCUCUAGCCAACCUUUGAUACAGCGACUUCUCUCGCUGUGUUGAAGUCAUUCCUGCCCAUUCUAUUCUUAGAUCCCUCUCCCUUUCUCAUACAACCUGUCUUCCACACCGUCCUCGUUGUCAUCUCUCAUGAUGAACAGUGAAAUCUAUGGCCGACGCAUCUCUCUCCUCCUUUCCCUUUGAAUCCGACAGACAAUGUGUGUUCUUUCUCUCUCUUUCUCUCUCACUAUAUAUACAAUCAAUUAGUUCACUGAGAUUGGUAUAAUCCUCUCGACUGUCAUGGGGAUCUGCAAGUCGUGCGAUGCCACGGGAGUGGCGGAGCCGGCGACGGCAAAGCUGGUGCUACAGGACGGGAAGCUACAGGAGUUCGAAAGGCCGGUGAAGGUGUCCCACCUGCUACAGAAGGACCCGACGUGCUUCGUGUGUGACUCCGACGGCAUGGUGUUCGACGGGUUAGUGAUGGCCGUGGAUGCCGACGACGAGCUGCAGCCCGGGCAGCUCUACUUCCUCCUCCCUGUCUCCAUGCUCCGGCGACCUCUCCACGCGGAAGAGAUGGCGGCGCUCGCAGUGAAGGCUAGCGCCGCCCUCGGGGCCGCUCGUGGUGCCUGCAGCCGCCACAGUAGAUCUGUGGCUCCUCUAACCUUCCACCCGGCAAUGCCCGCGGCUGCUGGCGGCGGUGCAAGUGGGAUGAUGGGAGGAGGGAAGAGUAGAGUAAAUUGUAAGAGGAGAGGUGGCAAGGGACGGGAUUUUGCGUCCAAGUUGAGUGCGAUCUCAGAGUAGAAGACAUGUACCGCAGCGAAAGAGAUUGAACAUGAACAUGAGACUACACAAACAGAGCAUGCACGAGUGUUAGCAGUCAUAUAACACUCGAUUACAGAGUAUCCGAACCUGAUUCAUGGGAAUGGGAUUCGAUUAAUAUAUAUAUCUAAUCAUGAGAAUAUUUCCGAUAGACUUUCAGUAUUCAACAUGAAACAUAAAUCUGAAUUCCCAAAAACAGUAGAUCUGUUGUCAUAUCUAAUGCUAUAUUGAGCUUUCUAUAGGCCUAUAAUCAAUCGGGCCCGACGCAAAGCCCGUACGGCGGAACGAGGUGGGGAUGAGCUACCUCGGGUAAGCCCGGGCGGCGACGCCUUGUAAGUCCCUCGUGACACACAGCGGCUCCGACAUUUCCAAUCAGACUCAGCCAAUUAGAACUUCUGACUCACAAGUCUCCUCGGCUCAUCUAAUUCCUUAGUAUUAUCUUUGUUUGUAGUUGAGAAAGAGAGAGAGAGAGAGAGAGAGAGAGAGAGAGAGAGAGGCAUAGGACUUAGCAGCAUUAUAAAAACCAAAAAAAUCUAAAAUGAAACAUUUACCUCUUAUUUUCCUUUCCUUCUCUUCUCCUCCUUUCAUUCUUCUUCCUCUCUUUGUUUUUCCUCUUCUCUAUUUCUUCUUCUUCCUUUUUUUUUUUUUUUUCUUUCUCUCCUAUUCCUUCCCUUCGAUUCUUCUUCUUCUUCCUCCCUCUCUCUUUUCCUUCUGCUUCUUUUCUUCUCCGCCUCUUCUACCCUUAUUUUUCCCCCUCGAUUCUUCUUCUUCUUCUUCUUGUCUUCUUUACUGCUUCUAUCUUCCUCCCCCUUUCUCCUUUCUCCCUUCUCUUCAACCCGAAGCCCUCUCGAGAGAGAGAGAGGCGGAAGAAAAUUUUCUUUUUUAUCUUUUUUUUUUACUUUUUACAUUUUAAUUCGUAUAAUAUCUAUAUAUACAAUUAGGUCCUCAAAUUAAAUAUGAGAUGUUGCAGAAGGUCAUUAUCAUAUAUAUACGGAGAGGUUUUUUAAAUCUUUGUUAUCGUUAAGGCCUUGUUUCCUAUAAUUGAUAAAUAAUUGUGUUCCAAAUUGCACCUUCAAUCACUAUGAGA
This is a messenger RNA of Musa acuminata AAA Group (dessert banana), 1994 nucleotides long. RefSeq lists its product as uncharacterized. Bases 389 to 889 code for a protein of 166 amino acids. The transcript has a single exon. The record is from RefSeq and is a predicted model, not a curated record. NCBI's taxonomy places the organism in Eukaryota, Viridiplantae, Streptophyta, Magnoliopsida, Zingiberales, Musaceae.